Molecule: messenger RNA, 1385 nt
Organism: Fomitopsis serialis
Lineage: Eukaryota; Fungi; Basidiomycota; Agaricomycetes; Polyporales; Fomitopsidaceae
Exons: 2
Coding region: 130-1260 (376 amino acids)
Source: RefSeq, a predicted model, not a curated record
CCACCGCUGCCAUCCUCUGGCACUGGCAGUCUCAGGCUGGCACGUCCUCGCCGGUCAUGACUUCGCGACACAUUCACCUUUAGUUCCUUGUCACCGCCAGCGACAGACAUUCUUAAUCCCCAAGCUCUAAUGGCCUCGAGCAGUCCGGCUUCGGCCACCGUACUGCUUCAUCCACGACCUCUCUCGCGGACUGCAGGCAGUUUCGUUCUACUGCCUCUCCUUCCUCAUAGGCGCGAGAUGACACCCCUACCAGGAGAAGUAUGGACGAAGAUACUUAGUUAUGUAUUCGAUUACUACGACUACGAGUUGGAGAAACAGCAUGUGCUGCGCGACAGAUUGAAGCGGGGAUUGCUGGUGUUAUCCAAAGACCUUCAUGAUGUAGUGCUCCCACUGUUCUAUGCACAUAUCGUCCUCAAUUCCUUAUCGGCCCUGGAGAAGUUCACCCGCCGCAUAUAUGUGUGCGACCAGAAAUGGGACUCCAUCCGCCGCAUCCCUUAUUCAACGCCUGGCCGAUGGGUACAGCAUCUAGACCUUAAUGGUGUAGACGUAUGCCUGGCCUCUGAAUUGCUGCACGCGGAUACCCUCCUCAUGACGCUCUUCCCACUUCUACCCUUUCUACGGCAUUGCGCGCUCAAUCCCUCUCUUACGCUCAGUCGACGGGCUACGCUGGCCCUCGGAGGCCGCUGCGAGAUCGCACAUUUGCGCGUUCUGAAGGGGCUCCGGUUGAAGUGCACCGUUUACAAGGCCGACGACUAUUUGGUGGAGCUCGUGCGCGGAUGCAUCAACCUUGAAGAGCUGACGAUAAUCGGCACAGGGAUAGAUGUGACCGACUUCGACAGACCAGGAGAGUGGGAUGGCCUGCGCCCGCCGAAGCCACUGGAGCUACUUCAUCUGCGCAAGCUCGUCAUGCUAUCGAUGCCAUACUCGCCACUGAUGCAUGCCCUCCUACGUGCGCAUCUUCCCGCCCUGCGCCACUUGACGGUCACCCCGUACGACGAGACGUACGUCCCGGCAUCCCUCGUCCCGGAUUUCAUUCGUGUGCACGGGCAGCUGCUGGUGUCGCUUCACUUCUUCACGAUGAAGACUUGGCCCACGGUGCUCCUACCGACUCCCACGAUUCUUCUCCAAACCUGCCCCGCCCUCUCGCAUCUUUCCCUCGAGACACCCCUGCCAAUGCUCGUCCUUCGUAGGACAGAUCCAGAUCAUCCCCUGCACAUCCUUUCCAUUCCUCGCCCUAACUCGGAGUUCCUGGCGUGCUAGAGGCGCUGCUGCCGAAGAUGCCGGCGCUCAAGAUCGUGCGGGCACGCGAUGUGCGGUGGCUCCGGCCAGGCAUGUCACUACAUGCGCAACAAGCGGGGACACAAGGGGAGAUGGUCGAGUGGCGG